AUGCUGGGCACCACGCCGUCUGCAGGCCAGCCAAGGCCGCAGAUGCUAUCAACACGGUCGAAACAAUCAAAAUCGAAACAACAACAAUACCAAUUACAACAACAAAAACCAUACUCAUUCUUCUCAUCCUACCUCUUCCUCCUCUACCUCCGUCUAUUCUUCUGCCUAUUCUUCUCCUUCGUCACCUUCUUCUCCAUCUCAUUCCCGUCGCCCCACUCGUUGUCACCAGACUGGCAGGGUGAGCCCGCUCACUCUGGCAGCCUGGAAUGUUCGUUCCCUUUUAGACAAUCCGAGGAGCAACCGACCGGAACGGAGGACGGCGUUAGUGGCACGAGAACUGGCGCGCUACAAGGUGGACAUCGCCGCACUCAGCGAGACCCGUUUCUCCGAAAAGGCCAACUGGAGGAGGUGGGUGCCGGUUACACCUUCUUCUGGAGUGGUCGACCCAGGGCAGAGCGACGAGACGCGGGUGUCGCCUUCGCCAUCCGGACCGACAUCGUGGGACGACUACCCUGUUUGCCGCAGGGAAUCAACGACCGCCUGAUGAGUCUCCGCCUGCCGCUCCGGCGAGGAGGCAAGUUCGCCACCAUCAUCAGCGCCUACGCUCCGCCGAUGAGCAGCCCCGACGCCGCCGCAAGAGACAAAUUCUACGAGGACCUGCACGCCCUCUUGGCGAAUGUGUCGAAGGCGGACAAGUUGAUUGUCCUUGGCGACUUCAACGCCCGCGUCGGCACAGACCAUACUGCCUGGAGGGGAGUGCUGGGUCCUCACGGUCUCCGCGGCUCCAACGACAACGGCCUGCUUCUCCUUCGCACCUGA
Messenger RNA from Spirometra erinaceieuropaei, 819 nucleotides. The record is from the annotation of a GenBank genome assembly. Lineage: Eukaryota; Metazoa; Platyhelminthes; Cestoda; Diphyllobothriidea; Diphyllobothriidae.